This is a messenger RNA of Paramormyrops kingsleyae, 2993 nucleotides long. Its product is annotated as E3 ubiquitin-protein ligase TRIM39-like. Gene Ontology annotation, molecular function: zinc ion binding. Lineage: Eukaryota; Metazoa; Chordata; Actinopteri; Osteoglossiformes; Mormyridae. The record is from RefSeq and is a predicted model, not a curated record.
UGUGAUGUCUUCCUAUUAGACUGGGCAGCACCAUAUAAGGAAACAAAACGCCACCCUUCUCAGCGAACUAGUUGCUAAACCGCUGUUGCAAAUGUGACACUGUGCUAACACUAAAGCCUGAGAAUACUCUCAAGAGGCAGCAUGAAGGAGAGGCAGACUUUGCCCGAUCCUCCAUGUUGAGAAAUUUCUGAGAGCAGGGACCUUGAAAGCCUAACGCCAACCUGCUGGAAGAUGUCAUCAGCUGUGUCGGACCUGGAGGCUGAGCUUAAGUGUGCCAUCUGCCUGAGCAUCUAUAGGCAGCCCGUCCAGCUGGGCUGUGGACACAACCUCUGUGGCUGCUGCCUGGAACGCUUGCGGGGGGGACGGGACAGCUAUUCCUGCCCCGAGUGCCGGGCCGUCUUCUCCUGCCGCCUGGCUCCGCAGAGGAAUCUCAAGCUGGCCAACAUUGUGGAAUGCUUCUGUGCCUCAAGGAUGUCCACGCAGUCCACAGAUAUCCAGCACGAAUGCUUGCUUUUGGAAAAAGGUAGCGAUGGCAAGUCAGAAGAGGAGGUUCCACCUACAGUCACGGGGUGCGCAGAACACAAGGAACCCUGGGAAUUUUUCUGCUGCCAGCAUAAGGUCUGCCUCUGUCGGUCGUGCUGGGAAAAGCACCGUGAGCACAGUUGGCAGCCUCUGGAAAAGGCGGCAGCAGACAGGAGGGCUACGCUGCUAGAGGAAGCUGGGAGGCUGGAGCAGGCCCAGGCCCUGCUGCAGGACACAGUGGACUGGCUCCAGGGUGCACAGGCCCAGCUGAGAGCGGACCGGGCCAGGCUGAGGGAGCAGGUAUCAGGACUUUUCACCAGCAUCCGGGAAAUACUCACAACCGAGGAACAUGGAAUUCUGGACUCCAUUGAGGCCGAAGAGAGAAUGGAGGAUUCCCGGCUGGCGGACCGUGUGGGAGAGAUGAGCAGCAAAAGGGACGCUUCCCAGCAGCUUCUCGCUGAGGCACGAGCGCUGGCCCGAGUGGAGCUGCCGCACUGGCAGUUCAUCACCUUGUAUCACGAGACCUUGGACAGGCUGCAGAAGGCCGACGUCCACGUGCGGAGCAUCACCGUGCAGAAGCGAGAACUGGACAGGCCUUCCGUCAGCCACGUGGGAAAGGAGUCCCAGCUUCUGGUGAGGAGGAUUGGCAAGAUGAUCCGAGACAAGACCGGCCAAAGCCAGGAGCUGCUGCUGAAGUGGAGCCCCUCGGCCAGAACGCCUGCCCCGAGACAGAGGUCACAGACUAUCCCGACUCCCGCAGAAGUAAACACGUCCAGGCUGACCCUGGAUCCGAACACCGCCCACUGCAACCUGAGCCUGUCUAGCGAUCUCCGCUCUGCGGAGUGGGUGGAGCAGAGGCGGCCAUGCCCUGCCCACCCUGAGCGAUUCAGGCUGCACCCACAGGUCCUCUGCUCCCAGGGAUUUACCUCUGGGCAGCACUCCUGGGAGGUGACCCUGACGGGGACACGUCGCUGGGAGGUGGGGGCCACUUGUAAAGGGCCCGGUCCAUCCUGGGUAGACUCCUGCAUCGCCUGGGCUCUGCGCUGGGAUGGCCGGAGGCUGCAGGCAUUUGAGGGCAAUACACGUCACUCCAGCCCCCUGCUGCACUCCAUGCAGCAGGCCCCGGGAAGGAUCAGGGUUUGCCUGGACUGUGAGGGAAGCAUGCUCUCGUUCUUUGCCAUCGCUGAUGAAUCUGCCCCUGGGAAGGAUAUUAGGAAUCUGCUGCAUACAUUCCACAUUAAAGCGCAAGGUCCAGUCUUCCCGGGAUUCUACCUGGAACAGUCCAAGGUGAACAUUGUGUAGUGCUGCCUCCUUAGAACUUGGCCGGACGUUGCCACGGUGACGGGAGGGAACAUGCUGAGCAUCAGCAUUGCUCUGGAUGGGGUGUCAGAGCAGCAAGUGAAGCUGUGUGACACGGGGCUGGGCCAGCAGUAGGAGAAGUUAUCAGAAAAAAGAAAAACUAAAUCAGGAAGCCAGCAUGGUGAGAGGAAAACAAAACUGAAUUGAUCUUGGGGCUGGAUUUCUUGGGAAGUAACCGAAUGACCCAAAGUGGACUGGCAUCAACACCAGGGUCUGGGCUACUUCAAGAAAGGUAGAAGAGAAAAUACCAAUAUUUACUAGACUCAGAAUGAGGGAAUCAUUACAGGAAUUCCAGGUUAUCUGGCUGUCCGUCCUGAGAAGCCCACUGACCCUGUGCUGUCCGUCCCCCAGCUGGGUUAUAAUGUAGUUAAGAAAAGUAAGUUAUUACUAAAGAUAUUACUAAUCAAGGUAUUAAAACAUCAUUCUACUAGCACAUAAAGAAUGUUAUCCUUGUUCAGAAACACAACAUCAAUUAUAUACUUGAUAAUGUUGGUUAUACAGUAUUUUUUUAAAGCAGAUUCAUAAAACAAAUUAUCCCCCCCCCCAAAUUAAGAAUAAAUGAUCACACCAAUGGUGCUUUUACUUUUCAUUGUUUCUUAAAGUUCCGAGAACGUGAGAUAGUCAUUGAAAAAUGGCUUUACUCCACUCCCAUGUAAACUGUGGUUUCAUACACCAGUUGUGCCUCAGAUCAAAACACAGGAAGUAGGUGGGGUGGUUUCAGUUCUGCAGUAUGAAAAUAUCAUGAGCUACGAGGAGCCUGCAUGCAGGCCAGGUCCCUAAUACAGAGUAUGUACGGUAAAUGUAGACACUUGAAUUUAUUCUGCAUAUGCACAGUACUGUGCAAAGGUCUUAGGCGGCUAAAGAAAAUAAUUUAAAUGAAUGUCACAUUGUUAUAAAACAAUGCUAUUAUGCCUGUCAUAGUGUGUUAGCUUAGCCCUUUCAAAUCCUCUGCUAAAAUCACUCCAUUAUUGGCAGGAACCAUCCAACGCACCCAUGUACUUUUUGAUUCGACCACUAGCACAACUCACAUGGCUAAUCAAUAUCUCAUUGAUUUUUAACUAAUUAAAUUAAUGAAUUAAAUAAGCUGGUGGUGAAAUUUAACAAACACAUGG